This is a messenger RNA of Trichoderma aggressivum f. europaeum, 1374 nucleotides long. RefSeq lists its product as uncharacterized. Gene Ontology annotation, biological process: heterochromatin formation; negative regulation of transcription by RNA polymerase II. Gene Ontology annotation, molecular function: protein binding; nucleosome binding. Lineage: Eukaryota; Fungi; Ascomycota; Sordariomycetes; Hypocreales; Hypocreaceae. The transcript has 10 exons. The record is from RefSeq and is a predicted model, not a curated record. Bases 1 to 1374 code for a protein of 457 amino acids. Gene Ontology annotation, cellular component: ESC/E(Z) complex.
AUGGCUAGCAUCGAUGAUGUGAACUUUGAGCUCCCCAAAUUACGUACUUCCUUCUCCCUAGAGGCAAGCAUCCAAUUCCGCUCCCAGAGCUCUAUUUUACCCGCGGUUUAUGAAAGAUUAACCGUCCAAAAAUGGAUAGAAUUCUUUGACGUCAAAUUCUGCCCUUACCAGCCCCUAGACCAUGAACCUGUCUUUGCUGCUAUCAGCAAAAAGCAUAUUGUUAUAUGCCGACUCACAAAAGACACUGGUGAUGCCAAUCCUUGUCAUGUAAUCAAUGUUAUAAGAGACGACGAUGAUGAGGCCGCCAGUUGUUGUUGUACUUGGACUAUGGAUGCCGUAAAUGGCAGGCCGUAUAUCUGCAUUGGCGGUGUUGAUGCCAAGGUUAAGAUAUAUGACGUAGUUGAUGGCCGUGCUUUGUCGGCCAUGGCGGGGUUCGUCUUCUCUCACCUUUUCACCUUGGGCCUCAUGAACUCACCCGAAGCAAAGGACGUUAAUGAUUUAGCCACAUCCCCCGUCAACCCAUACAUCAUCGCUUCAGCUUCAGACGACACAAGUGCUUUCCACGAAACUGGCCGCUAUCUUCUAUCAGGCGGUCACGACCAGAUUAUAAACCUGUGGACUAUUCCUGAUCUCCCCAAUGAACCCAUCGAUACGCCCCUGCAGGUUCAUUAUCCUCAUUUUUCAACCUCAGCGGUGCACAGCGGCAUUGUCGAUUGUGUCUCAUUUUAUGGAGAUCUCAUCCUAUCUAGAGCUUGUCACGAUAACGUGAUUGUCCUGUGGAAGAUCGAAGGAUUCUCCUCAGAUGAUCCUUUACCACCCCAGAGUACUGCCCCUACGCCACAGAAUGUACUCCCAACAAAUUACGAAGAUCCUGGACGACUCACGCGGUCUGCCUUCGUUCCGUUAACAUCCCCCCAGUGCCCGGUCCAGUAUACACGGCUAUUAGCAUUCCAUACUCCAAACUGCGGCCCUCAGUUCUUCAUGCGCUUCAAGCUCCAUCAUGUGCCCAACCAGAAUCCGGUGCUGGCAUUUUGUAAUGCAGCAGGCAACAUUUUUUUCUGGGACUUGAAGCGACUGACUGCUCACCGCGAUAUCAUGUCGUCGCUAGCCAAUCAUACGGACAAAAGCAAACCGAUACAGCUUCCCAGUUGGCAGAAACCCGUUAUCCCGCGGGCAAAAGCAGAUCCGCCAAAUUCCCGGGAGUUCAGCCCGGAGACAUUGGAAUCAUGGGCGACCAAGUAUAGCAUGGAUGACACGCACGAGCCGCUUCGACACCAUAAGAUGGAGUCAUCCUCGGCCAAUUUUGUGGGCAGACAGGCAUCUUGGAGUCCAGGAGGGGACUGCGCUGGGCUCCGAAAUAAAGCCGCCAAGUAG